This is a messenger RNA of Pipistrellus nathusii (Nathusius's pipistrelle), 693 nucleotides long. NCBI's taxonomy places the organism in Eukaryota, Metazoa, Chordata, Mammalia, Chiroptera, Vespertilionidae. The record is from the annotation of a GenBank genome assembly.
AUGUGGCAAUGGGGACUGACACAGGGUGCCUCCGCCUCGCCCCACCUGCCCGGCUGCUGCGGCUGCUGCUUCCUGCUGCUCGUCCUCGUGUCCUCCGUCCCCGCCACCUGCCAAGCCCGCGGGCAGGCCAUGGUGCCGCCGCCGGAGGCCACCAACGCGUCCUCCUCAUCGUCCUCCUCCCUCUCCUCCUCUUCCUCCUCCUCCUCCUCCUCGUCGUCGUCGUCGUCGUCGUCCUCCUUCUCUCCUCCCAGCGCGGGGAGGCAUGUGCGGAGCUACAACCACCUCCAGGGCGACGUGCGCUGGAGGAAGCUCUUCUCCUUCACCAAGUACUUCCUCAAGAUCGAGAAGAACGGGGAGGUCAGCGGCACCAAGAAGGAGAACUGCCCGUACAGUAUCCUGAAGAUAACUUCAGUUGAAAUCGGAGUUGUUGCAGUCAAAGCCAUUAACAGCAACUAUUAUUUAGCCAUGAACAAGAAGGGGAGACUCUAUGGCUCAAAAGAAUUUAACAAUGACUGUAAGCUGAAGGAGAGGAUCGAGGAAAAUGGAUACAACACCUACGCAUCCUUCAACUGGCAGCACAAUGGGAGACAGAUGUACGUGGCGUUGAAUGGAAAAGGAGCUCCCAGGAGAGGACAGAAAACUCGCAGGAAAAACACCUCCGCUCAUUUCCUUCCAAUGGUCGUGCACUCAUAG